GUUCCAUUUCUCUCUCUGUCUUUGUGUGUCUCUUUCUUUCUUUGUUUCGAUCAGAUCUGAAGCUCUUCUUCAGAGAAACACAAAGACAACCCAAAGUUGUUUCACUUUCUCCGUGAGUUUUUUGGUUCUCUCUCUUUCUUUCUCUGUGUUCCAACUGUCAUGAAGGAUUGCUUGCUCUGCAUUGUACUCUUUCUUCUCUGAUAAAAAGUUUAGAUUUUGGCGUGGCAGUGCCUGUUUGAAAUUGCUGAAUGGAAUCACUUAUUGAUGGAGUUUCGAAGACUCAGAAUUUGGCAAUAGGCAACAAGCCUCCAUCAAGAUCUAAGACUCCUCACUCCUCUAGGCCUCCAUCUUCAAAACAAACUAGACAUGAAGUGGUUUCUUCCACUUCCUAUGCAACUAUUCAUAAUCAUGCCAUGAAAACAGCCAGCAAUCCAAAUGGUUAUGUGAUUAAUCAAAAGCCAUCUCACAAGGUGGCCCAUCAUGAUGUGCAGCAUGCAGAAUCACUGAAGACAGAAAAACACUUUUACAAUUCACAUAAAGGAAAAUCUGAAUAUGGGCCCCCCAAUUAUGUUGAUAGUAAAGUGGGUGGAACCUCUUAUGAGGAGAAGGUUUCUGCAGUGGCAAUGAAAUGUUACAUCAAUAAUCCCAUUUUUGAUUCAAAGAAUUGUAAUUCGAGUGGCUUGUCAGAAUCUGAAAAUUUGGUUUUAUUUCCAAGUAAAGGAGGUGCUGAACAAAUGAAUGGCCACUGUACUUCUCAACCAGUGGUAACCUAUUGUCCAAGUCCUCCAAAUAGCCUCUAUGCUGCGACCCUGUAUUCAGAAGCCAAACAAAGUUUCACUAACACGGAAGUUAGUGAAUGCACAAGCAGCAUUGAGAAGUCUAUUGAAAGUGGCGAAGUUACUAAUUCUUGUGAUCUUGUCGAGAGCAGGAAGACCAGCAUCUACAGAGGCAGCACUGGCAGUGAUCUUAGUGAUGAGAGCAGCUCAAGUAGUUUAAGCAGUGCCAUGUACAAGCCUCACAAGGCAAAUGAUAUAAGAUGGGAAGCAAUUCAAGCUGUUCGAUCUCGUAAUGGGAUGUUGGAAAUGAAACAUUUUAGAUUGUUAAAGAGACUGGGAUGUGGAGAUAUAGGCAACGUUUAUCUAUCAGAGUUGACUGGCACUAAAACUUAUUUUGCCAUGAAGGUAAUGGAUAAAUCAGCUCUUGCUGCUCGCAAGAAGCUAUUGAGGGCUCAGACAGAAAGAGAGAUACUGCAAUCUCUGGAUCAUCCAUUCCUACCCACAUUGUAUUCAUAUUUUGAAACAGAGAAGUUCUCUUGCUUGGUAAUGGAGUUUUGUCCUGGUGGAGAUCUGCAUGCACUCAGGCAAAAACAACCAGGAAAGUAUUUUCCAGAGCAUGCUGCCAGGUUUUAUGUGGCUGAAGUUCUUCUUGCUCUGGAGUAUUUGCACAUGCUUGGCAUCAUUUACAGAGACCUAAAACCAGAAAAUGUGUUGGUGAGAGAAGAUGGGCACAUAAUGCUUUCAGAUUUUGACCUCUCUCUAAGAUGUGCUGUCUGCCCAACUCUGGUGAGAUCCUCUAACUUAAGCUUGGAGACAAAGAACUCAGCAUACUGUGUUCAACCCACCUGCAUAGAGCCAACUUGUGUAAUGCAGCCAGAUUGCAUCCAACCAGCCUGUUUUGCACCACGUUUCUUAUCAGGCAAGCCCAAGAAAGAAAAAAAGAACAAGUCAAGGAAUGAAACAUGUCAUCAAGUGACUCCUCUCCCUGAACUCAUCGCUGAACCCACCAGUGCUCGGUCAAUGUCUUUUGUUGGUACACAUGAGUACUUGGCACCUGAAAUCAUUAAAGGUGAAGGCCAUGGUAGUGCUGUAGAUUGGUGGACAUUUGGGAUAUUUCUUUAUGAGCUUUUGUUUGGUAAAACUCCAUUCAAGGGAGCUGGGAACCGGGCUACCCUAUUUAAUGUGGUUGGCCAGCCCUUGAGAUUUCCAGAGUCACCUUCUGUGAGCUUUGCUGCCAGAGACUUGAUUAGGGGUCUACUUGUAAAAGAGCCACAGCAUCGUCUUGCUUAUAGGCGUGGUGCUACAGAAGUUAAACAACAUCCUUUCUUUCAAAGUGUGAAUUGGGCACUCAUCCGUUGUACAAAUCCCCCAGACGUGCCAAAACCAGUUGUGAUGGACUUCCCCGCUAUCAUUGAUCCGCCAAAAGCACCCACAACUGAGGUGCCUGGUGUUGAUGUGAAGCCUUCAGGUAAUUAUUUAGAGAUUGAUUUCUUUUAAUUCUUGUAUCCAUUUUCCUUCUUUGUACCAGUUUCCGUCUCCUCGAUUGUAUUGUGCCUCAAUGGUUUCCUUCCAUUGCAAAAAAGCUAAAAAGUGGUUGUUCCUUUCAAUUGGCACUUGUAACUGCUCUGCAGUUGUAGGCACAAGAUAAACACAAUGAGGAAAAGCAAAUGCAUUAAAAUCAGGAAUGAAAUUGCUGAUCUUUCUUUCCUA
Quercus robur (English oak) is the source of this 2486-nucleotide messenger RNA. Its product is annotated as protein kinase PVPK-1-like. Gene Ontology annotation, molecular function: protein serine/threonine kinase activity; ATP binding. Bases 249 to 2273 code for a protein of 674 amino acids. The record is from RefSeq and is a predicted model, not a curated record. Gene Ontology annotation, cellular component: cytoplasm; nucleus; plasma membrane. Gene Ontology annotation, biological process: protein phosphorylation. The transcript is spliced from 3 exons. Lineage: Eukaryota; Viridiplantae; Streptophyta; Magnoliopsida; Fagales; Fagaceae.